Leptosomus discolor (cuckoo roller) is the source of this 393-nucleotide messenger RNA. The record is from RefSeq and is a predicted model, not a curated record. Lineage: Eukaryota; Metazoa; Chordata; Aves; Leptosomiformes; Leptosomidae.
CUGCGGGCCGCUUGUCCCCCACCGGAGCACGGUCCCCAGCGCUCACUGGUGACAUGGCUGAAGUACUACCUGGAGGAGGACUGGGCGGGCUCCCGGCGGCACGGCCACCCUCUCACCAGUUACUACCAGUACAGCCUGGGCGUGCUGGCGCUGUGCGUCCACCGCAAGCGGGUGCGGGAGGAGGUGAUCCGCCGGCUCCUGACGGCCGAGCAGCACGACACGGAGGCGGUGGCAGCGCUGGCCUUCCCCUGCCUGGAGCGGGAGCGGCUGGUGGGGACCAGGCUGGCGGCGGAGCUGCGGGUGGCCAGGCGCGGGGUGAGGAAGAGGAUGGUUGAGGCACAGGGCCAGGACGGCUUCUUCGGCAACGUCUACAGCACCCCGUGGGCCAUGCAG